CCCCGCUCUGGGCGCCAUGGAGCGGCAGCGGGAGGUGAAGGCUCUGCUGAAGGGCUGGGAAGCGGCCUUCCUCCGGGAGCGGCGCAGGAAGCCCAGCCAGGCCGACAUCGAGGCGGCUCCGGAGGACAUCAGGCGGCUCUACAAGGAGUACAAGAUGCUCAAGCAGCAGAGAGAGGCAGAUCCCUCUCGGCUCAGUCCCUCCUGCCAACCGGCAGCCCAGGAGACCCUGACUACAGAGCAGGCGCCGGACUCCGGUUGUUGGGGCGCGCACCUGAACCGACAACCCAAAACCCCCAAGCUGAGCUGCCGCCGCCCCGCCGUGCCGAAAACCUCGGCGCAGUACUACGGGAUGAAGCUGAAAUCCAACCUGGGAGCUGCCGGCAAGGAGACACCCCUCACCCUGAGGAGGACCCCGACUCCCAGGAGGACCCUGGAUAUCCCCAAGCCGCGGACAAAUUUGGGGCCAGGUGACAAAGCCGCGUCCCCAGCGCCAGCGGAGGCGUCGCGGAGCGAGGCAGGCGAGCCGGGAGAUCUCCUCCUUCCUCCCUCAGUGUCGGGGCUGGCCCCCCACAUCCUCGCUGCGGGCUUGAAGCCCCCCCCGCCCCAGCCGCCGAAUAAAUUCCAGCAGCUGAAGCGGACGGUGGCCCGGAGACUGGGCUCGCUGGAUCCCGCCUGGCUGCGGAGAUGCCAGGGGACACCUGGGGACGAAGGGACGAUGCUGGGUGCCGCUCGGGAACAGAGAGAGGUCGGAAGGACCCCCACGGAGGAGAAGGAGGAUGGGGACGGUAGGGGAGCAUCCGUGGGAGAUUCCGGGAGGAAAAGGCCACGUGGAGACAGCGGUGGUGGACGCGGCGACGGCGGAGAUGGUGCGGUGGCUCCCGCGAAGCUCAAGCGGUGCCGCCGAGGCUCGGCCGAGGGAGCGUUUGGCGCUGACGGGGGGCUGAAGCAGAGCCAGGAGGAAGAGGAGAAGGAGGAAGAGCAGGUGGCAGCCCGAAAGGAGAGCGGGAAAACGUCGGAUCCCUCGGAAAACCUCCUGGGGGAGUUGGAGGAGGAGGAGGAGAGGCCCAGAGCCACCCGCAGAGCUGCCGUUGCCAGAGCAGCUCCGCAGAGAAGCGGCAACUUCGUCAGGCUCAACCUGAAGAGGAAAUCUCACGUCCGAGGUUGCGCCCUGCGGGGAAAUCGCCUUCGCAAGCAGGUGUGGAAGCAGAAGUGGCAGAAGAAAGCAGAGUUGUUCGGAGGAGGCGGCGGAUCCCUCGACCGAAGCUCCGACGUCUGCUUCAGGUGCGGCAGGACGGGACACUGGGCAUCGACGUGCCGGGGUCGAGAGCCGGCUGCUGGCCUGCCGCCGGAAAACGACCGCGCCGAUGAAGAGGAGGAGGCCCCUCUGCCCACGCUGGAAGAAGUGGCUCGCAGGACCAACAGCGUUUGCCGAGAGCUCGCCGCAGAGAGCGGAGGGGAUGGAUCCGAGCGGAUUUCGGAGCCGACGACUUCCCUGGAUGCGUGGAGACCGGCGUACGAGCCGCCCGCUCCCCCUGCGCCCGUGGAGCCCCUCUACGCCCUGGGGCCGGAGGGGAAGGUGCGAGACACCCCGCAGGAGGUGUUUAACGCUCUGAAGGCUUUGGGCUACGACUCCUUCCGCCCGGGCCAGGAGGUGGCCAUCAUGAGGAUCCUCUCGGGCCUGUCCACCCUGGUGGUGUUAUCGACGGGGAUGGGGAAGUCCCUCUGCUACCAGCUCCCCGCUUACCUCUACCACAAACGCUCCAAGUGCGUCACCUUGGUCGUCUCCCCGCUGGUGUCCCUGAUGGAUGACCAGGUCUCGGGGUUGCCGCCGUGCCUGAAAGCCGUCUGCGUCCACUCCAAUAUGACCAAAGGCCAGCGGGAAGCGGUGAUGGAAAAGGUGCGUCAGGGCGAGGUGCAGGUGCUGCUGCUCUCUCCCGAGGCUUUAGUGGGCGGAAGCGGAUCGGGAUUCGGCUGCCUGCCCUCCGCCGAUCGCUUGCCGCCCGUGGCCUUCGCCUGCAUCGACGAAGUUCACUGCGUCUCCGAGUGGUCCCACAAUUUCCGUCCCUGUUACCUCCGGCUCUGCAAGGUUCUCCGGGAUCGCCUGGGUGUGCGGUGCUUCCUGGGGCUGACGGCGACGGCCACCCUGGCCACGGCGCGGGACGUGGCCCAACACCUCGGCAUCCCACCGGAGGAAGGGAUAACGGUGCGGUCCGCCGCCGUGCCCCCAAACCUGCGCCUCUCCGUCUCCAUGGACAGGGACAGGGAUCAGGCCCUCAUCUCCCUGCUGCAAGGGGAGCGUUUCGGGCUCUUGGACUCCGUCAUCGUCUACUGCACCCGGCGGGAAGAGACGGCGCGAAUCGCGGCCCUCAUCCGAACCUGCCUCCAAGGAAUUCCGCUCAAGGAACCUUCGGGAAUCGGAGAGCCGAAGCAAGACGUUGCCCAAAGGAAAAAAACGAAGGCAAAGAGCGGCCGCCGGCCGCCGAAGUGGAUCGCCGACGCUUACCAUGCCGGCCUAUCCGCCGCCGAACGGUGCCGCGUCCAGAAGAGCUUUAUGAGCGGCCGGCUCCGGGUGGUGGUGGCCACCGUGGCUUUCGGCAUGGGCUUGGAUAAAGCCGACGUCCGCGGCGUCGUGCAUUACAACAUGCCUAAAAAUUUCGAGAGUUACGUGCAAGAGAUCGGCCGGGCCGGGCGAGACGGCGAGCCGGCUCACUGCCAUCUCUUCUUAGACCCGGAGGGUGGGGAUCUCCACGAGCUGCGGCGCCACGUUUACGGCGACGCGGUGGAUUUUUUCACCGUCAAGAAGCUGGUGCAGAAGGUUUUCUCUCCUUGCAAGUGCCUGGAGCUGCAACGGAAACGCCGGGACGUCGCCGGGGACCGCGAGGCGGAGGACGCCGAGGUGGCCGAGCUCUUGGAGGAAGAAGAGGAGGAGGACGGCGGCGCGGCGAGGCAGAGCGGGCGGCGGGCGUGCUACAAGCACGAGCGAGCCAUCCCCGUCCAACAAACCGUGGAGUCCCUGGAUAUCCGGGAAGAAGGAAUCGAGACCCUCCUGUGCUACCUGGAGCUGCACCCGCGGCGUUGGCUGGAGCUGCUGCCUCCCACCUACUCCUCCUGCCGCCUGCGGUGCUACGGGGGACCCCGGCAGCUGCGGGCUGUGGCGCGGAGCUCUCCCCCCGUCGCCGUUUUCCUGGCCCGGGAGCGCCUGGCAGGGAGGGAUCACGGUGACGCCAGCUCCUUGGAAUUCGACGUGGUCUCCUUGAGCGAUUCCAUGGGGUGGGAAGUGCCGCUGGUGAAACGCAACCUGCGCCAACUCCAGUGGGAUUCGCGGUUGCGCCAAGGCGGCGGCGAGGAAGGGAAGAGCGGGGUCCUGGUGGAAUUUGGAGACUUGUCCUUCCAUCUCCGCGUCUACGGUGACCUCAGUGACCAGGAGCUGGACUCCGUCUGCGACUUCCUCCACCGAAGGGUGGUGGCCCGGGAGAAGACGGCUCUUGGCCAACUCCGCGCCUGCUUCCGGGCCUUCCAGAGCGUGGCCUUCCGGACCUACGGCCCUCACCCUGCGGAGGAAGAGGAGGAGAGGAGCUCCCGCCUGAAGGCUCUGCUCAAGGACUACUUCGAGAAGGACCCGGCCGCGGAGCGUGGCUGCGAGGAGGAGGAGGAGGAAGAGGAGGAGGAAGAUCUCGGCGCCGCCGAACUGCGGGAAUGGGAGAGCCAGAUCCGCGCCGACGUCCGUCAUUUCCUCGCCGUCCGCCAAGACGAGAAGUUCUCCGGCAGAGCCGUCGCCAGGAUAUUUCACGGCAUCGGCAGCCCUUGUUUCCCUGCCCAAGUUUACGGCAGCGACCGUCGGUUCUGGAGGAAAUAUCUCCAUUUGGAUUUCCACCGCCUCACCCGCCUGGCCACCGAGGAGAUCCUGGCCGGCAGGUGAGGGGCAAGAGGGGG
Messenger RNA from Chroicocephalus ridibundus (black-headed gull), 3933 nucleotides. It is a transcript of the gene RECQL4, whose product is annotated as RecQ like helicase 4. Gene Ontology annotation, biological process: double-strand break repair via homologous recombination; DNA replication; telomere maintenance. Lineage: Eukaryota; Metazoa; Chordata; Aves; Charadriiformes; Laridae. Gene Ontology annotation, molecular function: four-way junction helicase activity; zinc ion binding; nucleic acid binding. The record is from RefSeq and is a predicted model, not a curated record. Gene Ontology annotation, cellular component: nucleus; chromosome; cytoplasm.